Molecule: messenger RNA, 975 nt
Organism: Lolium rigidum
Lineage: Eukaryota; Viridiplantae; Streptophyta; Magnoliopsida; Poales; Poaceae
Exons: 12
Coding region: 1-840 (279 amino acids)
Source: RefSeq, a predicted model, not a curated record
AUGCCGGCAACCAAGUUGCGCCUGCUGCUGCUCGUCGCGGCAACCUGGAGCCUCGGCCUGCUCUGCCCAGCCGCCGGGGAAGCUGGAGGCGGCUCCUGCGAGCUCUCCGUCGCGCGCGGCGGCGCGCUCUACAACUUCAGCCUCGCGGCGCCCACGCCCGCGCACCGCCACGGCGUCCUCAGCGAAGAUGGGUUUUACAAGGUUGCAAUGAAUGAUUCAGUAAUCUGGUUCCAGCUGUGCGAUCAGAUGAUAUUCAACUUUGACCCACCCGUCUGUCUUCGCUGUGAGGACUGUGGUGGUCCAUUGAGGUGUGGCACCCAAUGCAGUGCACUUGUGUCACAUUACAUUCGAGGGUAUGAUGUUUGCACAACCAUUGGAAGGGCAUCUGAAUCUCGCAUCUCUCUAAUAGAUGAAAGUAAUCCUCAAAAGGGUGUCAUUGUCAAGAUGUCCUCGUCAAAGUGCUCCAUUUCAGUUUUUAUCUUCUGUGAUUCAGCUGUAGUCCAACUACCAGAUAAAUUUAGCCACUCUGGAAAUUGUGAUUACGCUACAGUACUUAGACACCCCUCUGGUUGUGCAAGAUCAGUUUCUUCUUCUGGAAAUGGCUGGGGAUGGCUAAGAACUUCGUUCAUAACAAUGUUGUGCCUUUUUGGGGGGUAUAUUUUGAUCGGUGCAAUUUAUAGAUAUUAUUUCCUUGGGAUUCGUUCUAUAGAGGCCAUCCCAAACAUGGAGUUUUGGGUCAGCUUGCCACAAAAAGUUAAGAGUGUGUUUGUUCCUUCAACAAGAAAUCCAAGAAGUCGCAGCAGAGAUAGCAGAGGUCCUUAUGCCCCUGUAAACAAUUGAGAAGUAGAAAAAUCCAAGAACAUUAUUGGAAGUCAUACAGUUAAAAGCAUAUGUGUAGGGUGGAAGCUAAACCUUUGAUCUAUGUCAAUAUGUCAGGUCGAGGGAGAAGCUUCUUACAUGUCCCAAUAGUUGAUG